This is a messenger RNA of Sceloporus undulatus (fence lizard), 1434 nucleotides long. It is a transcript of the gene ANKRD49, whose product is annotated as ankyrin repeat domain 49. Gene Ontology annotation, molecular function: protein binding. The transcript has 4 exons. Lineage: Eukaryota; Metazoa; Chordata; Lepidosauria; Squamata; Phrynosomatidae. Bases 527 to 1249 code for a protein of 240 amino acids. The record is from RefSeq and is a predicted model, not a curated record.
GAGAGGGAUGUAAGUCCGACUAGUGGGGUUCCGGGUUGGUCACUCCUUGACCCCGCCCACUACUCCCUUGUGGUUAGAGCAAGGAGGGGGCGGGGCUUAGCGGGGAACCCUCAGAGCAGGCAGGGCUCUCUACUCCACUCGUCCCCAGGGCUACAUCCGGGUCUUCUGGGGAGGCGCAGGAGGGGGCGCGCGCCAGGUGGAGUAGAAGAGUUCUUAAUGCGCCUGCGCAGGAGGAGCACGCAAGUUCUGCUCUCCCAAGGAGACCCAGAGGAAUCAUUUGCAGAUGAUGCUGCAGCACCAAUAUGAGAAGAAAGGGAAGACCACAACCCAAAGCCCUUUGUAGGAGACCUUGGAGCUGCUAUUGUUACUGUUCAGGUUCUCAUGAUGUUGCGAUGCUGCUCUUCAUUAGCUGCUGUUAGCAGUUUUGUGUGUGUUUGAACUCCACUAGAGAAAAGAGAUUGAAAUGAGCUAGAGAAAGUGGACAUAACUUUGCUGUAUUAGGCACCUGAAUACUUAUGUCUGCAAAAUGAAUGAAGGUGACAAAUCUUCUGACAAGAACACAGAGGAGGAAGCAAAAGAUUUUAAAGACUUUCCUGAGAGCUUUAACCAGCUUGAAUUGUUAGAAACCCAUAGACAUCUAAUUCCCACAGGAACACAGAGUCUCUGGUCCGGAGAUUCUGACGAAGAAGACCAGGAAGAGAAAACAGAGGAAUGGUACCAAGCUCAGGAGAAAAAACUGGAAAGCAACCCUGAUAAACUUCUGCUUUGGGCAGCUGAAAAAAAUAGGCUUAAUACAGUACAAAGGCUCCUGUCUCAGAAUCUUGCUCCAGUCAAUGUCCAGGAUGAAGACCAAUAUACCCCUCUCCACCGCGCUGCCUAUAAUGGACACUUGGAAAUCGUACGUGAGCUGAUUGCCCAUGGUGCUGAUGUUCAUGCGUUGACAGUGGACAGUUGGACCCCACUGCAUAGUGCCUGUAAGUGGAAUAACACAAAGAUAGCAUCAUUCUUGCUUCAGCAUGGUGCAGAUAUUAAUGCUCAGACCAAUGGUUUGCUGACACCGCUGCACCUUGCAGCAGGAAACAGGGAAAGCAAGGAAACUCUUGAACUCUUGCUCAUGAAUCGCUAUUUAAAGCCACAUCUUAAAAACAACUUGGAUGAAACAGCAUAUGAUAUUGCUCGAAGGACUGAUAUAUAUCACUACCUGUUUGAAAUUGUUGAAAAUUGCACAAAUUCAGUGUCAGAUUCUUAGAAAUUAUGAACAUUUGAAUGUUGGAAACACUGUCUGCGCCUUUGUAAAAACACUUUGUAACUGUACUCAAAUUUGGUGCUUUCAACCCCACCACUUUGCCAUAGCUUUACUCUGUGAGAUGUUGAAAUGACAUCUCAUUUUGUUAAAAUGCCAUUAUUUUUAUAAUAUAAACCAUACUACUCUUA